Messenger RNA from Chiloscyllium plagiosum (whitespotted bambooshark), 2431 nucleotides. Lineage: Eukaryota; Metazoa; Chordata; Chondrichthyes; Orectolobiformes; Hemiscylliidae. The record is from RefSeq and is a predicted model, not a curated record.
GGUGAAAGUGAGCAAAUUGUAAAGUAAAAUUACCUAACAAUCACCAUGGUGCUGAAUCCAGUUAUUUCCAAACUUAAUGGAAAAUGUGUGGUCUUAGCUAGUGCUUCUCCACGCAGGAGGGAAAUUCUGAACAACGUUAGAGUAAAAGAAAAUUCAACGAAAUAAUCCCCACUUAUUGCCGCGAAUCUACAUUCUCCUACUUAACCAAAAUCAAGAUGCCCUUAAGGUGACGAAUGACGGACACCCAUCCAGAGGAUCAGCUAAAACUGCAGACCUCCAUGCUGCAACCAAAUAUUCAAAUGCUUUCCUGCAAAAAGCAGUCACAACAAAGUCAUUAAAAGGGUCUUAGGUUUGAAGUGGUGCCUUCCUGGUUUAAUGAGACACUUGACAAAUCUUCUUUUGAAAUGCCAUACAAUUACGCAAUAGAGACUGCAAAGGAAAAAGCCUUGGAGGUGGCAAAGAGGAUGCACUUGAAACACUUCAGGACUCCAGAUAUCGUCAUUGGAGCAGACACUAUUGUGUCCAUUGACGGUGACAUUCUCGAGAAGCCUGUAGAUAAACAACAUGCACACGCAAUGCUAUCAAGAUGUUCUCAACUGCUAAGCAUUACAGCAUUUUCUGCUCUAAUUUUGGAUAUUCAGCAUCUGCAGUAUUUUGCUUUUGUAAUAACUUAUAACCAACUGGAGACCAAAAUUACUGUUUUUCACGAAGAAACAAAAGUAAAAUUUUCAGAUCUAUCUGAGGAACUUCUCUGGGAGUACAUACACAGUGGUGAGCCAAUGGACAAGGCGGGUGGAUAUGGAAUUCAGGCGCUUGGUGGAAUGCUGGUUGAGUAUGUUUGUGGGGACUUUUUAAAUGUUGUGGGAUUCCCUUUGAAUCACUUCUGCAAAACACUGGGUGAGAUCUACAGCCCGCCUGUAAGUUAUUGCAUUGCAGAUCAUGCUGUUGCAAGUUUGGAAGACACCCAUGAUCUUCAGCAGGACUCUGCAAACCACAGGGGAAAUGAAAUAGCAGGAAAGAAACCGAAUUCUGACCAAACUGCAGUGUCAGAAAAAGUGGCAAAUAGCCCAAGCACCGAGAAGCCGAACGGUAUUCCCAAGGUGAAAGGCCCAGCAGUACUUCACCACAACGUAACGAAUAUAUCUACCGAGACUGAGGCAAAUGUUGCCUGGCUUCGUAAAAUCGCAGACCUAGUGAAUGGUUUUAAAGCAUCAAAGGUCUUAUUCACAGCUUCAAAACUCAAAAUAUUUGAUGCAUUGAGUACACAGGAUGGGUUAGAAAUCUCAGAAAUUUCUCAGAGAUUAGAGACCACAUUGGAUGGAACCAAAUGCCUCUUAGAUGCCUGUAUUACCCUUAACUUGCUUGAAAAAGCCCCAGGCACAUCGCAGCUGUACAAGAAUACACAACUAGCCAACACAUAUCUGGUGUCAAGCAGUGAAAACUCUCUACAUGACUAUAUCGUUUAUGCUAAUGACCAUACUUGGCCAUAUUUCACUCAUCUUGCUUCAGUUAUUAAAGAAGGUGCUCACAGAACAAAGGCUGAUGACUUAGUUCAGAAUUCUGAACAAACACCAACUUUUAUAUCUGCAGUUAACUGCCUUAUCAAAGUGACAGGAAAUAACAUUGUCUUGGCGUUUGAUCUUUCAUCAUUUAAAACAGCUUGUGAUUUAGGAUGCACUGGAGCUUUAUCGUAUGAAAUGGCAAAUGCAUAUCAAGAUAUGACAUUUGUAGUGUUUGCUCAGCCACAAAUGUUAGAAAGGAUUAAGCGCUUCCAGCCGCAAGGCCAGAAUCUAUGUCAAAUUAGUUUCCGAGAAGGAGACAUCUUCAAAGAUGAUCUGCCAGAGGCAGAUCUUUACAUUCUCUCAAAUAUUCUCCAUUACUGGAAUGAAGACGAAUUUGACCUCAUCUUAAGAAAACUCUCUGAGAAGUGCAAGCCAGGAUGUGGUCUUCUACUGGUUGAGCAUGUGCUGUAUGACCAGAAGACCAGGUCCAGCAGAGCAGUGCUGCAGGCCCUCAGCACGUUGGUGCAGAGCAACAGAAGAGAAAGGAGUGAGUCACAGUGCAGGAAGCUCCUGCAUAACCAUGGCUUUAUAAAUAUACAAAUGAAGCACACUGAACCAUUUCUGGAUGCCAUUUUGUGUAUUAAGCAGUAAUUUUCUCCCUGCAAUUUUCCAUAGACAUUGAUCCUUUUUCAAAUGAGGGGCAAAAUUAAUUGGUUGAUAUACAUAUAUAGACGAGCAAUUCCACUAAUGAAGAUGGACAGUGAUGUUGGUUAUUAACAUUGUAGUUUCUGUAAAUGAACUUUAAUGUUAAAAUGAUAGGUUCAUGUUUAUAAAUAUAGAUUUUAAAUUGUAUGCAAUUUGAAUGCUAUAUGAAAACUGAGGAAACUAUGUAUUAAUAUGUAUAAAUAAUUACUGUCACCUUGAGUUGC